GGCCUCGGCUUUUAUCUGCUUCCCGCGCUCAUCACACCUUCUCCCGUUCAUCCUCCGGCUUCCGUGCUUCGUAGCUCUUCUGUCUCUUCCUCCUCAGCUAUUCUAAUGUCAUCAUACGCAGACGUCACCGCAAAGGACGCUUCUCAGUCCGUUGAGGAGAAAUCCGCAAAACCCCUCCCCGAGCUCGAGAAGACGACGCAGAACGUCGCAUCCGACGCAGCAGCGUUCGUCGACAAAGCCGCGAGCUCGGUCGAGGAUGCCGCGGUCUCGAUCCAGAAAGAAGCAAAGAGCUGGGAUUCAAAAGACGAUUUCCCUGAUCCGACCAAGGCGCUGAGAGAGACCGCUGCGGAUGCGCUCGACAAAGGCGCAAAGAAGAUCGCGCCCAAGAAAGAUCUGUCGACGAAGAUUGCCGAGGCCGCGCAGCCGGCUAUCGACGCGCUCAAGAAGUUCAUCAGCGUCGCGUCCGAGAAGGCCGACAAGGCGGCCGCGAAGAUCAAGGUCGAGAUCAAGAACCCGGUUGUGGCGGCCAACGUUGCGCUCUGGACCGGCGUGCUCGCUGCUGCCAUCAGCUACGGCGCCGUCGUCUUCAAGAACGGCGGUCGCGCUCCGCCUCUGCCAGAGAUCUUCUACGGACCUAACGGUGCAAAGGCCAGAGUGGCCGCUGUCACUGCCAUUAUUGCUGCUUUGCAUGGAGAUGCUCUUGCUACUGCGACGUUGUAUCCCAAGUACAAGAAGUGAUAUGUUAAUAGUUUCCUUUAGUUUAGUUUAGUUUUAGUUCUUCAUACACCUCUGCUCGUUCAGACAGACUAUUCUUGUUCUUUCUGCUUUAUUUAUUAGAAGAAGUUCUUCAACUGUUGUUCAAUAUAUCGACCUAUUACCUUGAU
This is a messenger RNA of Myxozyma melibiosi, 884 nucleotides long. RefSeq lists its product as uncharacterized. Lineage: Eukaryota; Fungi; Ascomycota; Lipomycetes; Lipomycetales; Lipomycetaceae. The record is from RefSeq and is a predicted model, not a curated record. The transcript is spliced from 3 exons. Bases 106 to 738 code for a protein of 210 amino acids.